AUGUCUGUUAGGAGGGCUAGCCACAAGAACAGCUGGUAUUCCGGCAAUAGGGACGAAUUGGAGCAACAACUUUCUGGUUGGCUUUCGAAUGCUUCUUACGCUCAGGGUCCGGCAAGAGCAAUAAUAACUCCUCAUGCUGGUUAUUUCUACUCUGGAGAAUGCGCUUCUUAUGCUUACAAGCAAAUAAACCCAGCUCUAGUAAAACGGAUUUUUGUUCUGGGUCCUUCUCACAAUUUCUACUUGGACAAUUGCGCUAUCUCCGAUGCAGAUAUUUUUGAAACACCUUUUUACGAUAUGCAUAUUGACGCUGAUGUUCGAAAAGGAUUGUUGGCCUCAAAUAUGUUUAUGAAUCUUGAUAUUGGACGAGAUGAAGAUGAACAUUCAUUGGAAAUGCAGUAUCCAUAUCUCGCAAAAGUUAUGGAGUCACGGGCUAAUGACUUUACUAUCAUCCCCAUUGUGGUGGGCAAUUUGUCUUUCUCCAACGAAAAAGCCUACGGCGAAUUGUUGGCGCCUUAUCUUGCUGAUCCCUCUAACCUCUUUGUCAUUUCAUCCGAUUUCUGCCAUUGGGGUAGCCGCUUCAGAUACACAUACUAUGAUAAAACCGCUGGCGAAAUAUGGGAAUCAAUAAAAGAUCUCGAUCAUAAAGGCAUGGAGCUGAUUGAACGUUUGGAUGCAAAGGGCUUUAACGAUUACCUGCGCGAAUACGGCAACACAAUUUGCGGACGCCAUCCAAUUGGAGUACUCCUUCAAGCAAUAAAUGCUUUACAGAAGAGCAACAGUCGCUUGAAUCCUAGCCUCAAAUUUGUGCAGUAUGCCCAAUCAAGCAAGUGUCGCAAUGUGCACGAUUCUUCGGUGAGCUAUGCUGCUGCUUCUUUGGUCUUUAAUUAG
This is a messenger RNA of Rodentolepis nana, 888 nucleotides long. NCBI's taxonomy places the organism in Eukaryota, Metazoa, Platyhelminthes, Cestoda, Cyclophyllidea, Hymenolepididae. The record is from the annotation of a GenBank genome assembly.